Messenger RNA from Besnoitia besnoiti, 1791 nucleotides. RefSeq names its product putative Acetyl-coenzyme A transporter. Lineage: Eukaryota; Apicomplexa; Conoidasida; Eucoccidiorida; Sarcocystidae. The record is from RefSeq and is a predicted model, not a curated record. The transcript has 15 exons. Gene Ontology annotation, molecular function: acetyl-CoA transmembrane transporter activity. Gene Ontology annotation, cellular component: membrane. The coding region runs from base 1 to 1791 and encodes 596 amino acids.
AUGGCCUCUGCUGCAUCCUUCGCCGAGCGCCUUCUCGGCCGCGACGGUCCGUCGGUCGCUCUCCUCUUCCUCCUCUACACCCUGCAGGGCAUUCCCAUGGGGCUGAGUGGGAGUGUCCCCUUUCUGCUCUCCGGCAAGAUUUCCUACAAGCAGCAGUCGCUCCUCUCGCUCGUUUCGCUGCCUUUCAGCUUGAAGCUGCUGUGGGCGCCGCUCGUCGACGCGCUGCACUCUCCGCGCAUCGGCCGCCGGCGCUCGUGGCUGCUGCCUGUGCAGUUCCUCGCGGGUUCGCUCAUGGUCUGGGGAGGUGCGCCCGAGCGGAUCAUGAACUGGAUUGGAGACGGCGCCGACGGACAGACAGAGCCGAACGUGGAGUCGCUGACGCUCUUCUUCGGCAUUCUCUACUUCCUCAUGGCAACGCAGGACAUCGCCGUCGACGGCUGGGCGCUGACGAUGCUCAGCGCAGACAACAAAGGAAUGGCCUCGACGUGCAACACAGUCGGGCAGACGCUCGGGUACUUUGUCUCCUACGUCGGCUUCCUCGCUCUGAACGACCCGCAGACCUGCCGGCGCUUCCUCCCCGCCGCGCUGCUCCCGGCCGCCGUCAAAGAGGGCGAUCAGCCUGCGGCGCUUCUCGACCUCGCGGGCUUCCUCAGGUUUUGGGGCUGGGUGAUCAUCGGGACGACUGCGGCCGUGCUGCUUUUCUUCCCCGAGGAGUACAGCAGCAAGGCGGGCGCGGGGGCCGCCGAGGCGGCGCGGCGGCGGAGGGACUCCCUGCCUGCGCGGCUGCGCGCAGAAGCGGCGCUGUCGGCGGGCCCUCUCGGCGCUCCGGGCGAGGAAGUGCAUCUCUUCACGGAUGAGAUUCUCGCGGCGAGCGAAAAGCCGGCAAAAACCGAGGACUCUAGCGCAUGCAGGAAUUCGGCUGUGACGCGUCCUCUGUGCAGCGCGUCACGCGAAGACGCAGUCGAGGAGCUUCAGGACGCCGACGACUCGAACUGCGAGCCCGAGGGCGUCGUCGAGUCCUACAUUCUUCUCUGGAAGCUCCUCUUCCUCCCGCCGGUGCGCACGGUCAUGGCCCUGCUGCUGACGUGCCGAAUCGCGUUCGCCGGCGUCGACGCCGCGACGCAGCUCAAGUUGAUUGAGCGCGGCGUGAAGAAGGAGGACCUCGCGCUCUUCGCGCCCCUCAUCCUCCCUCUCGGCAUCAUCUGCCCGAUGGUCGUCGGUCGCUUCCUCCGUGGAUGCUUCCCGCUGCGGCUCUUCUCGUACGGCUACGUCCUACGCAUGGCGAUGUGCCUCGUCUGGUCAGCUGCGGUCGGCUGGACGGGUCGCCUCUUGGGCGACGACGCGGGCGCGAGCAUGUCCUCCGGCGCGUGGACGGUCUUCUACGGCGCGUUGUUCGUCAUCACAGGCCUCUACAACGUCUGCUCUGACCUCAUGUUUGUUUCUCAGGUGGCCUUCUUCGCGCAGGUGUCCGAUCCUCGUAUCGGGGGGACGUACAUGACUUUCCUCAACACCGUCACCAACCUCGGCGUCAGGUGGCCGAACACGCUCAGUCUCCUGCUGAUGGAUACCGUUUCGAUUCAGGAUUGCUCAGAAGACGGUCAGUGUUUCGUCGUGCUCGACGCCUACUUCGUUCAGAUCGCCGCGUGCUUUCUCGCAGGCAUGGUGUGGCUGGCGCUCUCUUGGCGCCGCAUCGAGGCCCUGCAGCACGUCCCGCCCGAGGAGUGGCGGGUGACGAUCGCGCGGUCAGAGGUUCGCCCCCACGAGACCGAGGAGUCGAAAAAGGAUUUGUAA